Penaeus chinensis is the source of this 600-nucleotide messenger RNA. Its product is annotated as cuticle protein AMP4-like. NCBI's taxonomy places the organism in Eukaryota, Metazoa, Arthropoda, Malacostraca, Decapoda, Penaeidae. The transcript has 3 exons. Gene Ontology annotation, molecular function: structural constituent of chitin-based larval cuticle. Gene Ontology annotation, cellular component: chitin-based extracellular matrix. Bases 88 to 492 code for a protein of 134 amino acids. The record is from RefSeq and is a predicted model, not a curated record.
UGCAGCCUGACCUCGCCUCCACCGCCAGCUCCACUAUAUAAGCCGCAGCUUCCCUCCACACACACGCUCCCUCGCUCCUCCGCCGCCAUGAAGAUCGCCAUCCUCCUCGCCCUCGCGGCCGUGGCCCUCGCAGAAAAGCUGCCCGGCGCCGCCCCUCCCGUCAUCGCCAUCCUCAGGAGCAGCCAAGUCAACCCCGACGAGCUCGGCGCCCACAGCUCCGACUUCGAGGCCGAGAACGGCAUCGUGUUCCAGUUCUCGGGCUCCGAGGGUGUCAACGGCGGAGCCAACAUGGUCGGAUCUUUCAGCUACCCCCAGGAGGACGGCUCUCUGGCCGAAGUCAAGUUCGUGGCCGACGAGAACGGCUUCCAGCCCGAGUCCUCCCUCCUGCCCGUGGCCCCCGCCUUCCCCCACCCCAUCCCCCAGUUCGUCCUCGACCAGAUCGAGUUCGCCCGCCUCGAGGACGAGCGCAAGGCUCGCGAAGGAAAAAACUAAUGUUUAUGUGAUAUGCUGUUAUAGAAUUGUGUCCUGCCGUCCUGUAGCCUAAUGUACUCAUAUUUAUAAAAGCAUAUUGCUUGUUGUAAAUAAAAGAACACGCCAUGA